AUGAACGUAAUCGUGGGAUUCGUCGCAGCUGUAUUAACUAGCUCUAACGCAGCUGUAGGGUUUGUUGUCCGACUACCUGUAACAACGGUUCGCUUCGUGCUGCCCGUCUUUGAUGUUGUGCUCGAAACCGAACCUAGGUCGCUCGUUGAUAAAAGCGCUGUCGUUUGCGUAUCAAUUGCUGUGGCUUCAUCUGACGAGGCAGCUUCACCGGAUCCCUGCGCGUCGGCCGUCAGCGAUGCUGUACUCGAGUGCGAAUCUGCGUCGGACGUUGAUGAAGGGGUUGUCGAUUUCGUAUUAAUUCCUGUGGCUUUAUCUAACGAAACAGCUUCACCAGAUCUUUCUUGGCCAGCCGUCAUUGAUGCUGUACUCGAGUCCGAAUCUGCGUCGGUCGUUGAUAAAGAGGUUGUCGAUUUCGUAUUAAUUCCUGUGCCUUCAUCUGACGAGGCAGCUUCACCGGAUCCCUCCGCGUCGGCCAUCAUUGAAGCUGUACUCGAGUGCGAAUCUGCGUCGGACCUUGUUGAAGGGGUUGUCGUUUGCAUAUCAAUUCCUGUCGCUUUAUUUGACGAAGCAGCUUCACCAGAUCUUUCCUGGCCAGCCGUUACUGAUGUUGUUGUCGAGUCUGAAUCUGCUUCGCUCAUUGAUAAAAGUGUUGUCGAUUUCGUAUCAAUUGCUGUAGCUUCAUCUGACGAGGCAGCUUCACCGGAUCCCUCCGCGUUGGCCAUCAUUGAUGCUGUACUCGAGUGCGAAUCUGCGUCGGUCGAUGAUGAAAGUGUUGUCGAUUUCGUAUCAAUUACUGCGGCUUCAUCUGGCGAAGCAGCAUUACCGGAUCCCUCUGUGUCGACCGUCAUUGAUGUUGUAGUCGAGUCCGAAUCUGCUUCGCUCAUUGAUAAAAGUGUUGUCGAUUUCUUAUCAAUUGCGGUGGCUUCAUCUGACGAGGCAGCUUCACCGGAUCCCUCCGCGUCGGCCGUCAUUGAUGCUGUACUCGAGUCCGAAUCUGCUUCGCUCGUUGAUAAAAGUGUUGUCGAUUUCGUAUCAAUCACUGCGGCUUCAUCUGGCGAAGCAGCUUCACCAGAUCUUUCCUGGCCAGCCUUCAUUGAUGUUGUACUCGAGUCCGAAUCUCCGUCGAUCGUUGAAGAAGGGGAUUUCGUUUGCGUAUCACGUGCUAUGGCUUCAUCUGACGAG
Molecule: messenger RNA, 1182 nt
Organism: Angiostrongylus costaricensis
Lineage: Eukaryota; Metazoa; Nematoda; Chromadorea; Rhabditida; Metastrongylidae
Source: the annotation of a GenBank genome assembly